Messenger RNA from Pistacia vera, 727 nucleotides. Its product is annotated as ER membrane protein complex subunit 6. Gene Ontology annotation, cellular component: membrane; EMC complex; endoplasmic reticulum. Bases 48 to 410 code for a protein of 120 amino acids. NCBI's taxonomy places the organism in Eukaryota, Viridiplantae, Streptophyta, Magnoliopsida, Sapindales, Anacardiaceae. The transcript is spliced from 5 exons. The record is from RefSeq and is a predicted model, not a curated record. Gene Ontology annotation, biological process: protein folding in endoplasmic reticulum; autophagosome assembly.
GAAGUGAAGAAAGUCUCUCGUCUUCUCCGAUUGUUUGGGCAAAAAAUAUGGCGGGGCAUGCUGAUUCGGGUAGAUUGGGAAAGAAAUCAAGUGAGGCCGCUGAUGAGUUGCACACCUUCAAUGCUGAGAAUAUGCAGAGUAACAUGAAAAUUAUAUAUUACAGCCGCACAUUUUUAUCAAUCAUUGGUGGGGUCAUUGCCGGAAUCUUGGGAUUCACCGGCCUCACUGGGUUCGUUUUUUAUUUUCUUAUCAUGGCAAUUGCUUCUGUUGGACUCAUAGCCAAGGCAAAAUUUUCAAUCCAUUCAUACUUUGACUGCUGGAACCGGAUUUUACUUGAUGGCUUCACGGGUGGCCUUCUGUCGUUUGUGCUGUUCUGGACAUUUGCUUAUGACAUCGUGCAUAUUUUCUAAAGAACUACGUGCAAUAUCUUGAACGGAUGGGAAGCUCUGCAGCGGCUGCUCGCAGCUGACAUAUCCGCAUAACCCAGGAGUUUGAAAAUGUGAUGACUUUUGUACCUAUUUAUAAACUUAUCUUUUUUCAUUAUAUUUUUGGGCUGGAGAAACAUUCUGGGCCACUUUGUUGUUACUCCAAACUGGUAAUGUUUGUACCAAGCUGCGUUUUAUUUAGAUUACUUGAGGAAAGAGGAAAAAGAAAUCAAUCUUUGAAACGUUGAGGUUGUAUAUUUAAUGCUGACUUGAGAGUGAAAAUUUUCAUCCCUUUUUAUCAA